Messenger RNA from Musa acuminata subsp. malaccensis (wild Malaysian banana), 2927 nucleotides. Its product is annotated as pentatricopeptide repeat-containing protein At2g13600. Gene Ontology annotation, molecular function: RNA binding; protein binding. Gene Ontology annotation, biological process: RNA modification. Gene Ontology annotation, cellular component: intracellular membrane-bounded organelle. Lineage: Eukaryota; Viridiplantae; Streptophyta; Magnoliopsida; Zingiberales; Musaceae. The record is from RefSeq and is a predicted model, not a curated record.
AUUAAGAAAUGGGAAAACGGUGAUCGAACCGAGUGAACCGUUCGAUCCAAAACGAGCGCACCUCCGCGCAAUUCGGAUUCCAUUGGGGAGAAUAAUCCGCCCGAGCCCCGUCCGCCAUCGCCUGCUUUCGGAUCCUCCGCAUCGCCGCCGCCGCCGCCGCCUCCUGCGCCGGAACUUGCUCAUAGAUGAUAAAAACCCUCGCAGUAUCCUUCGCCGGUUUCCUUCCCGGUGGCAAGUUCAUUGUUAUUACCACCACCCACGACGUCGUGAAACCACCACCAGCCCCAUGUGCAUCGCUGCCACUGACGCCAUUGCUUUCUUCCUCUCCCACAUUGAACAGUGCCUUGCCACCAAGAAUCUUAAGCUUGGUCAUUGCCUGCAUGCUUGCCUCACCAAGACUGCGCUCACCCAACACACCCUCAUUGCCAACCGCCUCAUUGACAUCUACUCCAGGUGUGGCUCCUUACCUUGCGCUAAAUCAACCUUCAAUGACCUUCGAUUCAAGAAUGACCAAUCUCAUAACACCAUGCUUGCUGCCUAUUGUCGCGCUGGCAGUCUUGACGUAGCAUACAGAUUUUUUGAUCAAAUCUCUGGUCGAAACCUUGUUAGUUAUAACACCAUGAUCUCAAGUCUCACACACCAUGGCCAUCAUGAGGAAGCACUUGAUCUCUUUUCCCAAAUGCGAAAGGACAUCAUCAUCAUGGAUAAAUUCACAGUAGUUGGUAUUUCAGUUGCUUGCGCUAGCUUGUUGGCCUUGAGAUGUCUUCGUCAGUUACAUGCGUCGGUCAUUGUUUCUGGACUUGAGCUGAAUCUAAUAAUGUCCAAUGUCAUGAUUGAUGCUUACGGGAAGUGUGGUGAUGUCGAUGCUUCCCGUUGCUUAUUUAAUAGGAUGAAAAGGAGAGAUGUUGUUUCUUGGACCUCAAUGGUCAGCGCAUAUGCAUCAGCUUGUAGACUUGAAGAAGCUCGAGCGGUGUUUGCUAGCAUGCCCGAGCGUAAUGUUGUGUCUUGGACAGCAUUGAUUUCUGGGUAUGAGCAGAAUGGGGAGGAGGAAGCGGCGCUGGAGCUCUUCACACAGAUGAUGGCUGAAGGAGUCAUUCCAACUCCAUUCACAUUAGUGUCCAUUUUAAGUGCUUGUGCAAGUUUAGGACUAAUUGAAAGAGGGAAACAAGUGCACGGGUUUACUUUUAGGAGGUUCAUUGGUUCGGAUUCUUUCAAUGUCUUCAUUUUUAAUGCCUUGAUUGACAUGUAUGCAAAAUGUGGCAAUAUGGUCUCCGCUUCUACAGUGUUCGAUAGAAUGCCUGAACGGGAUCUUGUGUCUUGGAAUUCAGUUGUUUCUGGGUUUGCACAGAAUGGACAUGGAAAGCAAUCACUUGACGUCUUUGAAAGGAUGGUGAAAGCAGGCGUCAAACCAAAUCAUGUCACAUUCUUAGGGGUGCUUUCUGCCUGCAGCCAUGCAGGUCUGGCCUCUGAGGGAUGCAGGAUGCUUAGUGUGAUGGAGAAAGAACAUGGAAUAUGCCCUAGGGCUGAGCAUUAUGGUGCAUUAAUUGAUACCCUUGGGCGGAAACAUCAGCUUAAAGAAGCCAUGCAGUUUAUAGAGUGUUUGGCUUCUGGAGGAGAUUUGGCUAGCGUAGGGAUAUGGGGAGCACUCCUUGGUGCAUGCCGGGUGCAUGGGAACUUAGAGAUUGCUAAUAUAGCUGCUGAGUCCCUAUUUAAAUUAGAUCCUAAAAAUGGGGCGAGAUAUACUAUGUUGUCCAACAUUUAUGCUGCAGCUGGCUUGUGGGAUGAUGUUCGACGCGUCAGGUUGCUUAUGAAGGAAAAAAGAUUGCAGAAGGACCCAGGUUACAGUUGGUUGGAGGUGAGGAGUGCAAAACAUAUGUUUGUAGCGUACGACAAGUCACAUUAUCAAGCAGAGGAGAUCUAUAGCUUGCUUGCUACUCUGGUGGAUCACAUGAUUGAUGCAAGAGAUAGUGUAGAAUACAAGCAGUGUCAGCUUUGGGAGCAGGUGAAAGAAGAGAGUGACAAGAGUUGCCACCCUUGCAUCAUCAAGUUCCAAGAGUGCAGCCUCCAACCACGACCACCACCGAGUCCUAAUGGCAUGGCAGUGCCACCCAUUGCUCAACCAUUCUAGUUUCCUCACAAGGUCUCAGAUGACACGCCAAAAAUAGCCUGAACCGGAUCAAAGUGAAGGUCUCACAACCCCCUUUAAUUGGUGCAAACAUCAUGCUCUCCUGCAAGAACCCAACCUCAUCUUCCCUCAGAAAGCAUCGAGCAACCACGUCCUCUCCAUGCUGCAAGACUUGGUCACCUCCCACCAUGAUAGGGUUGUUGUUUGCGAGGGGAGGAUCACUUUGGGAUGGCAACAUCCCAUCAUUACGACGUCACCGGAGGAGGAAGAAGAGCUCUCCCGAGUCUUCUGUGGCCUGAGAUUUUGGUGCGAACGUGCAAUGGUGUACCAACCAACCACUAAAAGGGUGGUGGACUCGAGCUUUUUAUCUUUGAUGCCAUCCCUUCUUCCGUGGUGGUGAUAAAAGAAGCAGCACAUUUCCUAAUGAGGAGAGCACGGCGUAGAGGAGCACAAAGUAUGUAGCCCUGGCAAUCAUUGCCUGGUUUUGGGACACGAAGCAGAAGCAACAAAGAGGUACACACUAUUCUGUAGGGUGUAUUAUAUAUAUGAAUGGGCAAAGAUGGUGGUUUCUUUUUCAAGUGAUGCUCUCAACAUUGGUCACCAUCUCAGCAAUGCUGUUCAUGGUGAAAAGAGUGGAAAGUGACGGGGAAAGUGGUGACGUGCUUGUUGGGGUGGCAUGACAUGGGCAUCCUCUUCUGGUCAUACCAGCAUAUGUUGAUGUUAGUAGUUACCGAGUGAGAUUUAUUUGGAGUUCAUAACUUGCUUCUCUCUCUAUGUCAUUGGAUUGAAAGAGAGAGAGAGA